AUGUCGGACAAGAAGGCGGUGGUUAAAUAUUGUGAUAUGAGUGAGGAGAUGCAGCAGGAUGCCAUCAACGCUGCUGUGUUGGGAAUGGAAAAGUACAACAUUGAGAAGGACAUUGCUGCAUACAUCAAAAAGGAAUUUGAUAAGAAACAUUCGGCCACCUGGCAUUGUGUCGUCGGUCGCAAUUUUGGCAGUUACGUGACACACGAAUCGAAGAACUUUGUUUAUUUCUACUGUGGACAAGUUGCCAUUCUUCUCUUCAAGUCUGGAUAGUUAGUCUUCUCAUUUUCGGAUUUCCUUUCUUUUUACUAAU
Molecule: messenger RNA, 310 nt
Organism: Octopus sinensis (East Asian common octopus)
Lineage: Eukaryota; Metazoa; Mollusca; Cephalopoda; Octopoda; Octopodidae
Product: dynein light chain 2, cytoplasmic-like
Exons: 1
Coding region: 1-270 (89 amino acids)
Biological process (GO): microtubule-based process; cilium assembly
Cellular component (GO): cytoplasmic dynein complex
Molecular function (GO): dynein intermediate chain binding; dynein light intermediate chain binding
Source: RefSeq, a predicted model, not a curated record